This is a messenger RNA of Pelobates cultripes (western spadefoot toad), 534 nucleotides long. The record is from the annotation of a GenBank genome assembly. NCBI's taxonomy places the organism in Eukaryota, Metazoa, Chordata, Amphibia, Anura, Pelobatidae.
AUGGCGGCCGCAUCAGACCCAGAUUCAAGCCGCACGCAAAUGCAGCAGCAUGACCUGCCAGACCCAAGCAACAAAGUAAGAGACACUCUUGAUGUCAUAUUCGACCGAUUCUGGGCCAAGUUGUUGACCCGUAUUGGACCAGCUAUGACUACUCCCAUCCCGACUGAACAGGACCACGUGCGCACCAAGAGGAGGUCUGGGAAACCACUACAGGGUGCAAAGCAAUACCCCACCUCAGCCAUCCCCACAAGAUGCCCGUCCAAGCUGAGAGCAACAAGGGUCAUAACCCAAAGGCACCAGCCACACAGGUGCAAGGCCACAAGGCACAAGCGACGACACACAGUGACCAAUUGCAGGACCCACCGCACCAUCCCAACUGGGAAGACCCAGGACCUCACUGGACCCCAGGCUCGUGUCAAAAGGGUGCCAGCUCUCAUACAGCACCGGGGCUGGAGAGCUACACGAUGCUGCAUUUUCCCCCCAAUUGGACUGAGCCCAAGCAAAAGAAAUAACCCUUGCAGAGGUGUCGGAUGA